Molecule: messenger RNA, 372 nt
Organism: Vitis vinifera (wine grape)
Lineage: Eukaryota; Viridiplantae; Streptophyta; Magnoliopsida; Vitales; Vitaceae
Product: annexin D4
Exons: 2
Coding region: 1-372 (123 amino acids)
Cellular component (GO): cytoplasm
Molecular function (GO): calcium ion binding; calcium-dependent phospholipid binding
Source: RefSeq, a predicted model, not a curated record
AUGGCAAGGAAGGCUUUGGACGGACACCCUCAAGCAUAUGGCUUACUCAUUGAACUUGCAUGCAUCAAAUCAUCAGACGGGCUCUUGGGAGCUAGGAAAGCAUACCAGUCCCUCUAUGGUGAAUCCAUCGAGGAAGAUGUUGCUUCCCGAGUUGAAGGCAUCAAACGCCAGCUUUUGGUAGCACUUGUAAGUACGUACAGAUAUGAAGGAUCACGAAUUAGUGAUGUGGCAGUUAGAUCAGAGGCUGUAAAACUUGGUAUAACCAUUAAUAGACAAGGUUAUAAGAAGAAGCUAUUCAAAGAUGAAGAGAUUGUAAGGAUUCUAGCAACAAGAAGCAAGCCUCAGCUCAAGGUCAUCUUCAAAUGUUACUAG